Molecule: messenger RNA, 1818 nt
Organism: Medicago truncatula (barrel medic)
Lineage: Eukaryota; Viridiplantae; Streptophyta; Magnoliopsida; Fabales; Fabaceae
Product: neurofilament heavy polypeptide
Exons: 10
Coding region: 188-1561 (457 amino acids)
Biological process (GO): transcription by RNA polymerase I; nucleosome assembly
Cellular component (GO): nucleolus
Molecular function (GO): histone binding; DNA binding
Source: RefSeq, a predicted model, not a curated record
ACUUUUGUCGAUUUAAAGAUUGAACUCUUUGAGGGGGGAAGGGACUGUGGAAAAAUCUGGAACAACAACAAAAUAAUUUCUUCCCCUUUAUCAACUCAUUCUUCGCACGAUUUCAUUCCACCGCUGCUCAAUUUCACUUCGCAUCGCAUCGCAUCAUCAAUCACGCUGUUGAUUUGAUUCUGUAGCUAUGAUUCAAGCCGCAAUGCGGGGCUAUGAUCAAGAAGAUGAAUAUGAGGAUUACGAUGAUUAUGAGGACGAACAACUGGAGGAAGGGGAGGGAUAUGAAGAGGAGGAAGGGGAAGAGUAUGUGGCAGAAGAGCCUCGGAAGCCCACUAAGGAAGAACUGGACUACCUUGAGUUGAGGCAGAAGUUGAAAGAAUCAAUCAGAAAAAAGAUGCAGAAGCAGAAUAGUACUUCCCUUGCAGAUUCAAGUGGUAGAAAGAAGCAAAUUCAACGUGAUAAUUAUGGGUCUUUUUUUGGUCCUUCUCAACCGGUUAUUGCACAGCGAGUAAUCCAAGAGAGCAAAUCAUUGCUAGAAAACCGACAUUUGGUGCCCAUGCCUUCUAACACACCUCAAAUUAACAAAAGUACAAGUAAAGUAUCUAAUGGUGUAUUGAAGUCUUCAGCUCAGAAGCAGCCACCCAAAGUCAACGAGAAGCUAGUUAAAGCUGAGAAACUCAAGGUUACUAGAGAUUACUCGUUUCUUUUGUCUGAUGAUGCGGAUCUUCCUGUUCCAUCAAAAGAGCCUCCCUCCAGGAAUACAUCUGUGCGCAGUUCUGUGGGACAAGCAGCUCAAGUUCCAGGAAAGAGUAAACCGUCUCUUAGCAAUGGUGGCAAGCUCGUUCGUGGUUCUGGUGAGAACCGGAAACCUGUUGCUGGAGCUCGUCACUUAGCUCCUAAACCACGAUCCAAUUACAAGUUAAGUUCUACGAGUCAGGCCAGUAAGGUAUCAGUAGAUUCUAGAAAACAGCUGGGUAACAACAGUGUGAAUGGACCAGGCCGGCCGUUAUUGCCCAAAGGCAUGCCUUCAAAGAUGCAUGUUAAUACCUCGGUGAGUAAAUCGGUCACACCUGGCAUGAGAAAUCCUAUAAAUGGUGUGCAGAAGCCAGCCCCUUCAAAGGUUCCAUCAUCUGUUCCGAAGCAGGGCGUGGACCAAAGAAGAGAUGUACGAGAACAGUAUAAACCCAGAACAGUACCAAAACAACCAGUUUCAUCAUCAAAAACUCAGGUAAGUAAGCCACCACUUAAACAAAUUCCUAAGCGUUCUGAUUUGCAUGAUCAGCGCCCCAAGAGUAUAGUGAGGAAACGCCGCCCUGAUGAGCCUGUGGUGGAUGAUUGGCGCAGAGAGAUCAGAAAUAUGUUUGGUUACAACCCCAAGAAUUAUUCCGAUGACGAUGACGACGCCAAUAUGGAGGCAGGCUUUGAUGAUAUCAUGAAGGAGGAAAGGAAGAGUGCAAAAAUUGGUAGAGAGGAGGAUGAACGUGAGAGGUUGGCGGAGGAGGCGGCGGAAAAGGAGGCGGCAAGGAGGCGAAAGUUAAAGAAGCGUAAGCUUGGCUUGUAACAUCAAAGAGAUUAUCGGUUUGAUUAUCAUGAAAUCCGACUUGCUCAAUUCAGUCCAAUGGGGAUGAUGUUUUGUUAAGCUAGUUUGUAUUAUAUUUUGUAAUUUAUUUAUAAUAAUGCUAAUCAUACAACUAAUGAUUGCAAUUUUUUAUGUUACGAAGAGGGCAAAUGCUGGGGAGAUAGUGUGAUGAUUUGGCCUUCAACCAUAAAUUUAAAGUAUUUGGUAAAUUGUUUAGAUGAGAUGAUUUUUGAGUUCAA